CACAAACUCAGUCGGAUCGCAAGCGAAUGAGUGUUCCAAUAAAUAAUAAAAAAGUAUUCUGACUGCAAUCAAUAUUAAAAUGUUGUUAAUUUUGGCAUUGGCCUUAGUGUGUUUAACAAGUGGUAUCGUUAACUCUAUACCACAAUGUGCAGAGAAUGCACAAAAAAAAGAAGAAAUUAUUUGUAAAGAUGUGCAGUACAUGAAAGACUUUCGCGGGGUGGGACAAAAGCAUUGGAAGCACCUGAAAAUUAUUAAUGAUAAUGAUAAAGAGAACCAAUUGGAAUGGGAUGAUAUUCCCGAAGAAUUUGCAAAUUUGGAACACUUGGAUAUUUCUCAAGUUGGUGAAUUAAUUUUACAAGAUAAAGGUUUUGAAAAUCUGCCAAAUUUAAAAGCCUUAAAUAUGUCAAAUUGUAAAGUAGAAUCUUUGAAAGCUUCGCACUUUGCAGAUGUCAACAGAUUGGAAAAUCUUGAUGCCAGUUGGAAUCUAUUACAAAAUUUAAGUGCCGAAUUAGAACAUAAAUUUCAGCAUUUAGAAGUUGCUAACUUUUCUCACAAUGCUAUACAGUUGUUCGAAACCGAUGGUAUAAUUCCAAAAUUAAGAGUUCUACAUUUGGAUUUCAAUGAAUUGAAGAGUAUUAACCUGCCUAAUUAUAGAAAUUUGGAAAUAUUAACAAUAAGUGACAAUUUAAUUGAAAAGUUGACAUCAAACUCGUUUAAACAACUAACCUCAAUGCAAGAGCUAAUUAUAAUCUCCAGCCCGCUCAAUCACAUAGAUGAUCGUACUUUUGAAAGUAUGACUGACUUGAAGAAUUUAAAUCUCUCGGCCAAUAGUUUGGAAAAACUGACACCUGAUGUUUUUGCUGGGCUCACUCGUCUAAUACAAUUGGAUCUCAACUCAAAUGAUCUGGUGGAAUUGGCGCCUUUACAAUUUCAACAUUUAGUCAAGUUGCAGAAUUUAGAUAUAAGUCGUAAUAGCUUAAAAUCUCUAAAUUCAAAGAAUUUUAAAAAUCUGGUAAAUUUGCGCAAAUUGUAUAUCUAUGGAAAUGAGAUAGAAGAAGUUAAAGCUAAUACUUUUGACAAUUUAGUGGCAUUGGAUACUUUGGAUCUCUCCUAUAAUAGCCUAGAACACUUAGAUGCCGAUGUGUUUGGUUCUCAUACUUUACCUCGCUUGCGUAAACUUCUGCUUAAAUCGAAUAAUUUGAAAAGUUUACAUCCUCUGGCCUUCACUUCACUACCGUUCCUACAAUAUCUUUCUUUGGGUUUUAAUGAACUGAGCACCUUAGAUGUACGAAUGUUUGCUCCCUUCAGACGUCUGGAGAAACUACAUUUGGGCAAUAAUUUAAUAGAGACCAUAUCAUCCGAUGUAUUGGAAUCAUUAACGGCUGUUUCUGAAUUACUUUUGGAUAAAAAUCGUUUAUCAUUUUUGUCCAAUUCGAAUGCAACUUUUGAAAAGUUAGAAAAAGUUUCUUUGGAGGGCAACCCCUGGCAAUGUCCAUGUUGGGAAGAAAUGACCAAGUGGUUGGAGGCACGCAAAGUAUCAUACGUCCGACCACACAGUCCAUAUUUUAAAGGGCAGAAGCCAUUGUGUGUAGUUACACCGGUUGAGUUUUGUGUAAAGGAUUUGAGAUUGGUAAAAGAACAUCACAUUGAAGAUAUAUAUAAUAGUGGUUAAGGGCUAUUAACAUUGUUAGAAUGCAUUUGAAAUGUGAAACUAAGUUUUAGUUUUAAGGUUUUUAUAAUGUUUUUUAUUUAAUAAAAUUAAAUAAUAGUUUUAUAUAAUUUAAAAUUGUAAUUGUAAAUAUGAAUCUAUUAAACAAAUAUUAAUACUACUUAUUUAUUUAAAAUAAUGGUAAUGAUAUUAUUCAUAACAGUUUUAUACAACAAAUUUUGAUUGAAUAUUAUGUUUUAUAAACAUUUUAAUAAAUUUAUAAUUAGUUUAUGAAUAUGAGUAUAAAUAUGUAUGUGUUCCCAUACAUUUAUAUUCGAUUGACAAUAAAUGAAAUAUACUUUAA
Calliphora vicina (urban bluebottle blowfly) is the source of this 2012-nucleotide messenger RNA. RefSeq names its product leucine-rich repeat-containing protein 15. NCBI's taxonomy places the organism in Eukaryota, Metazoa, Arthropoda, Insecta, Diptera, Calliphoridae. The coding region runs from base 80 to 1672 and encodes 530 amino acids. The record is from RefSeq and is a predicted model, not a curated record. Gene Ontology annotation, molecular function: protein binding. The transcript has 3 exons.